CUGGCGGGGGGCCUUGGCUCAUGGUGCCUGGGCUCGGGGGCACCUCCUGGUCACAGGCCCCCGCCACCCACCGCUGCUUCCUCCACUGCCGUCUCCAGCCGUAGCCGCAGCCGCCACCGCCGCCGGCCCUGCUCGGCCGCCAUCGCUGUGAGGCGGCUGCCUGAGAUGGCUCCUCCUCCGCCUGUCAAAUCUCGCGAUAGCUGCCGCAAAACUGCGGAUCAGUGACCGCUCCACCAAAUCUCGCGAAAAAUUGUUUUCUCUCCGGGAAGUUCCUCGGACUUACUCUGGGCAGCAUGGCUUCUGCUGGGCCACUCUAAAGUCCUUGAGGGACACUUUAUUGUCGAAGAUGUCAGAGAAAGCGGGCGUACUACAGCAGACUUAACGUCCUACCACUUAGGGAGCCUAAGCAGCCUGCGGCAAGUUCCCAGCCCGGUUACCUAGGGAGACCCUGUUUCAAAAAAUAGAUAAAUUUUUUUUUUUUUUUUUUGGUUUUUCGAGACAGGGUUUCUCUGUGGUUUUGGAGCCUGUCCUGGAACUAGCUCUUGUAGACCAGGCUGGUCUCGAACUCACAGAGAUCCGCCUGCCUCUGCCUCCCGAGUGCUGGGAUUAAAGGCGUGCGCCACCACGCUGAUAAAUUUUUUAAAAAGAGCCACUUGGCGAGGUGACUCAGCGGAUAAAGGCGCUUGCGGCCAACCUGAGCUCGACCCCUGGAACCCACGUGGUGGAAGAGUCCCACGAGGCCGGCUGCCCUGGUGCGAUCCAGUUUGAGGAACUGUCCUUGGGCCAGAAGACAAGGUAUUUUCACAGAACUUACCCCACUCCCUUUAGGAUGAUAUCACCUUGGGGUAGACCUCAGAACUGAAGCCUCACGAUGACAGAACCGGAGACACUGGCCCUGCUGGAAAUGAAGGCACCUGAGGCUCCAGAGAAGAGCUUACCACGGGCUUUAGCCCCCACUGACCGGCAGCUGGAGGGAGAAGAUGGGACUGAGUCCCCUGGAGCUGAGUCUCUCAGACUGGGGUCUUCAGUUGGUUCCCCUACAGUCAGAGAGGGGCCCGAGGAUGGUCCAGACAGCACUAUCAGUGAAGCUGCGACUUUGCCUUGGGGAACUGACCCCCAGUACAGCGUCCCGCUUCCGGAUCCCCCAGGCUGGCGAGAUAUUGAACCAGAGCCCUUAGAGUUGGAACCACUCACUAAGUCGGAGGAACCGCUCACUAAGCCGGAGGAACCGCUCAAAGAUGAUGCCAGUUUGCUUCCUGAGAAGUCAGUUAGGGCCUUCGUGCCCAUUGAUUUACAGUGCAUUGAGCGGAGGCCGCAGGAGGAGUGCAUUGUGCAACGUAAGGCCGGACAGGCUGAGCGUAGGAAUUUCCUGCCAACCCGACUCAGCCACCAUGAGCUUCCAGAGCGCAAGUGGGCUGAGGCAGUUGUGAGACCCCCUGGCCGGUCUUGUGGGGGCUGCGGGAGCUGUGGAGGCCGCGAGGCGCUGAGGGCUGUAGCCUCGGUGGCUGCUGCUCUCAUCUUCUUCCCCUGCCUGCUGUAUGGAGCUUACGCCUUCCUGCCCUUCGACGCUCCAAGGCUGCCCACCAUGAGUUCCCGCUUGAUCUACACCCUACGCUGUGGGGUCUUUGCCACCUUCCCUAUCGUACUAGGGCUCCUAGUGUACGGCCUGAGCCUGCUGUGCUUCUCCGCCCUCCGGCCCUUUGGAGAGCCGCGGCGGGAAGUAGAGAUCCACCGGCAGUACGUGGCCCAGUCCGUGCAGCUCUUCAUCCUCUACUUCUUUAACCUGGCCGUCCUUUCCACCUAUCUGCCCCAGGACACCCUCAAGCUGCUGCCUCUGCUCACUGGUCUGUUUGCAGUAUCUCGGCUGAUUUACUGGCUGACCUUUGCUGUCGGCCGCUCCUUCCGAGGCUUUGGCUACGGGCUGACUUUCCUGCCGCUGUUGGCCAUGCUGAUGUGGAACCUCUACUACAUGUUCAUGGUGGAGCCGGAGCGCAUGCUCACCGCCUCCGAGAGCCGCUUGGACUAUCCGGACCACGUUCGAUCCCUCUCCGACUACAGGCCACGCUCAUGGGGCUGAGCUGCCCUAGGGCUGUGCAGGGGUCUUUCAGCACCUCCCUGAAACAGUUGCAGGCCUGGCCUUUGCCCAGGUCAUAGACCUUAGAUGGGAGGUACCUUGCUACUUAGGGGCCCCAUCCAAAGGAGCCCAGACACCCCAGUUCUCUUCUAGUUGUGCUGUACCCCUGGAGUGCGAGAGCCUAAGGCAGAGACUGGAGAAGUAUACUCCUUUUUGGGCAGCCCUCCACCGUGCCAAGCCAAGGCUAAGUAAGGUCCCAGCUUCCUGUGGACCAGAGGUGUAGAACCACAGGCCAACCUGAACUGUCUGCCUAAGCCCAAGCGUAGAGAUUGGUUCUCAUCAGAUAAGGACUUCGCCAUCUUUGACAUGAGGUGAAAGCCUUCCUAAGGGGCCUGGCUUCAAGACUCUUGUCUUGGUCAAGCUGUGACCUUCCCCCUCCCAGCCUACGUGGGUUCCUAUAACCUUCCACUUUGCAAACUUCCAAGAAGUACUAAGGUUUUAAAAAAAGGUGUGUGUGGGGGAUUUGGGGUGGCAGAGAGAUGAAACCUCCAAAAGAACUGUGGAUGGAUUCCCAUGUAGUGGCUGGGAUGGCAAUGACUGCUUGUCCAGUAUGUAUGUAAUAAAUCAUGGCCUGCUUCCACGGCUCCUUCUUCCUGCUAAUCUUCCCCACCCCCAGGACGUAAGUCACCUCCUGGCAUCAAGACCAAGGGGUGGAGGCGCUUCACAGGAGGCUUGGGGAGAGAAAAUGUACCCUCGAAUAGAAAGUGCCCAUUGCCUUGGAAGUCUGUCUCUCAAUCUUCCCAUUGCUGGACCCAGCCUGGCAUGGUGGCACAGGCCUUUAAUCUUGGCGCUUGGGAGGUAAAGGCCAGGGGAUCUCUGAGUUUAAGGCCAGCCUGGCCUACAGAGUGAGUUCCAGGACAGCCAGGGCUACACAGAGAAACCCCGUCUCAAAAAGAGAGAAAGAGAUCGGAAUCUGGACUGGAGACAUGGAUGGCUCCAUGGUUAGGAGCACUUGUUCUAGCAAAGGACCCUGGUUCAAUCCUGGUUCAAUCCCCAUUACCUGUAUGGUGGUUUACAACCAUCUGUAACUCCAGUUCCAGGGGAUCUAGUGCCCUCUUUUGACCUCCACAGGCAAUUCUCUCUCUCUGUCUCUCGUGCACGCACAUACAAAUGCAGUGCACAUCCACACAAGCAGGCAAAAUAUUCACACAUAUAAAAUACAUAAAUCUCAACCCUGUCUCG
This is a messenger RNA of Alexandromys fortis (reed vole), 3316 nucleotides long. It is a transcript of the gene Tmem79, whose product is annotated as transmembrane protein 79. Bases 872 to 2077 code for a protein of 401 amino acids. Lineage: Eukaryota; Metazoa; Chordata; Mammalia; Rodentia; Cricetidae. Gene Ontology annotation, biological process: regulated exocytosis. The transcript is spliced from 4 exons. Gene Ontology annotation, cellular component: trans-Golgi network membrane; lysosomal membrane. The record is from RefSeq and is a predicted model, not a curated record.